Venustampulla echinocandica is the source of this 1389-nucleotide messenger RNA. RefSeq names its product tRNA N6-adenosine threonylcarbamoyltransferase, mitochondrial. Lineage: Eukaryota; Fungi; Ascomycota; Leotiomycetes; Helotiales; Pleuroascaceae. The record is from RefSeq and is a predicted model, not a curated record. Gene Ontology annotation, cellular component: mitochondrion. Gene Ontology annotation, biological process: mitochondrial tRNA threonylcarbamoyladenosine modification. Bases 1 to 1389 code for a protein of 462 amino acids. The transcript has a single exon.
AUGAGGCCAGCAUUGUCAUGUUCUCUCAUCAGGCGCUUUCGAUCCGCAGUUCCGAUACCCAUCCAGCGCAGGCAUCUUUUGACGCUCGCAAUUGAGACGUCGUGCGACGAUACCAGUGUUGCUGUGCUCGAGAAACAUGGCAACGGCUCGGCCACCCUCCAUUUCCAUUCGAAGAUAACUUCCGACAACCGAUCAUAUGGUGGAGUAUAUCCCAUCGUGGCCCACGAGUCGCACCAGAAGAAUCUUGCCGCCCUCGUGAACGACGCCUUGCAGAGUCUUCCCUUGGCCAAAGAUGAACAGUUAAGAUCGGAUAAUACUGUGGCCGUCACAGGUGACAAGGGCAGAUCCGUUCGGAAGAAGCCAGACUUUAUUACAGCGACUCGAGGUCCAGGCAUGCGAGCUUCUUUGAUAACUGGCACGGAUACUGCGAAGGGACUUGCAGUGGGAUGGCAGGUGCCUUUCUUGGGGGUCAACCAUAUGCAAGCUCACGCUCUUACCCCUCGACUCAUUGCAGCAAUCGAUACACCAGAUCUGGGCAAUGCUAGAUCACUGGAAACCAACCCCGGGUUUCCAUUCCUCACACUGCUGGUUUCAGGCGGACAUACCAUGCUUGUCCACUCGAAGGGCCUUUGUGUACACCAUAUCCUUGCCGACACUACCGAUAUCGCCAUCGGGGACAUGAUCGAUAAGUGUGCCCGUGAUAUCCUCCCUCCCUCGCUGUUGCAAACUGCGCCUGAUGUAAUGUAUGGGCCAUUACUCGAGAAGUUCGCCUUUCCAAGCAGAGUACCGGAAAAUAGCCAUCAGGUUGGGAAGGCUGCUGAUUCCUCACGGAGUGAUGGCGGACGAAUAAUUUCAAAAGCUAUCCGAGAUUGGAAAAUCAGCACGCCUUACGCAAGAUCAGGCUCCGAAGGAGCACUGUCGCAUGCCGAUUCUUUCUCCUUCUCGGGCAUUGGAAGUGCUGCGAAACGGGUUGUGGAACAGAAGCCCGAUAUUGGGGAGAUAGAGCGACGACAGCUGGCUCAGGAGGUAAUGAGAGUAGCUUUUGAACAUCUUGCCUCUCGUGUACUUCUUGCUCUUGGUGGUCCAGAGGCUAAGGAUACCAAUACGUUAGUUGUUUCAGGGGGCGUGGCGAGCAAUCAGUACCUUAAACGUGUCCUGAGGGGCUCUUUGGAUGAAAAGGGACAUAGGAAGCUCAGGUUGAUCUUUCCCCCGCCAAGGUACUGUACAGAUAAUGCGGCCAUGAUUGCCUGGACUGGGAUAGAGAUGUAUGAGGCUGGAUGGCGGACCGACCUCAGUGCUAUGGCUGUUAGGAAAUGGGCCAUUGAUCCAAAAGCAGAAGAUGGCGGCAUCCUAGGGAUUGGUGGCUGGAGAAAUGUCGCCCCUCUAUAA